This is a messenger RNA of Aquila chrysaetos chrysaetos, 5930 nucleotides long. It is a transcript of the gene MAK, whose product is annotated as male germ cell associated kinase. The transcript is spliced from 12 exons. Gene Ontology annotation, molecular function: ATP binding; protein serine/threonine kinase activity. The record is from RefSeq and is a predicted model, not a curated record. NCBI's taxonomy places the organism in Eukaryota, Metazoa, Chordata, Aves, Accipitriformes, Accipitridae. The coding region runs from base 431 to 2341 and encodes 636 amino acids. Gene Ontology annotation, cellular component: cytoplasm; nucleus; cilium. Gene Ontology annotation, biological process: protein phosphorylation; cilium assembly; intraciliary transport.
ACAGUUUGCAUGUCUUUGGUGUGUAGAGCCAUGAGAGAAAUUCCAAAUACUUUCUUUUUUUUUUUUUUUUUUUCUUUAUUAGCCUUCACUUUAAUGUAUGAAGGAUUGGAUAAAUACUGUUCGUUCUGCUUUUGCUCAUGGAUUUGGCUUAAGGUGGCGAUGGUCAUCUGCAUGUACACGCAUGCAUGCUUAUAAGAAAGACCUAUAUAUGGACUAACUGUGUGACAUUGCAAUCUUGGACAAACAGUACGUAGCAAGGCUUGCAAGGUGGACUUUGGAAUAGGACCUGCCUCUUCAAUAACAUUUUUCUUUGCUGAAUUCUUUUGCCUUUAAUGUGCGUUUCCUUCAGACAUUGUCAUGCACCUUUAUCUCCUAAUGUGCAAAGCUCUUAGCUUCGCAUCCCGAGAUAGCUGCUAGCGAUACUAGCACAAUGUUACCCUACAGCUGGGAAGCACUGCUCUCCAUCAGGGUUCCCUUAAGGGUACCACUGGGUAACACAUCUACCCCAGUGCUGCGCUGUGCGGUCUCUUCCUUGCUACGUUACUGUGCAUUCCACGUUCAUCUGGUCAAGCACACUGUUGGCCAACCACCUUCUACAGAGAGAGAGUAUCGUGAACCUCUCUGCAGAGAAGUCCCUCUACAGCACUUAAAAAACAAGUUGUUUCCCGAGUCAGUCAUCAGGAACAUGAUGUAUCAGAUAUUACAAGGGCUAGCUUUUAUCCAUAAACACGGAUUUUUUCAUAGAGAUAUGAAGCCUGAAAACCUUCUCUGUAUUGGACCAGAACUUGUGAAAAUAGCAGAUUUUGGUUUGGCUAGAGAACUAAGGUCUCAGCCACCUUAUACAGAUUAUGUUUCUACCAGGUGGUACCGUGCUCCUGAAGUUUUGCUAAGAUCAUCUAUUUAUAGCUCACCUAUUGAUAUGUGGGCAGUUGGCAGCAUAAUGGCUGAAUUAUACACACUAAGACCUCUUUUCCCAGGCACAAGUGAAGUAGAUGAAAUCUUCAAAAUUUGCCAAGUAUUAGGGACUCCAAAGAAGAGUGACUGGCCAGAAGGGUACCAUCUUGCUUCUGCCAUGAAUUUCCGUUUCCCACAAUGUGUCCCUAUAAGCCUAAAAACUCUCAUCCCAAAUGCAAGUAAUGAAGCAAUACAGCUUAUGAGUGAUAUGUUGAACUGGAAUCCGAAGAAGAGACCUACAGCAAGUCAGGCUUUGAAGUACCCUUACUUUCAAGUUGGCCAAGUUCUAGGACCUCCUCCACAGUAUUUAGAGAAGCAGAUGCCUAUUAAACCAGUUCAGCCAACAGAGCCAAAGCCAGCUUUACCAAAACUGGAAGCUAUAUCCAAGCCCGAACCUCUGUCUUCACCUGAUGUCCCUGACAAAACACAGCCACAACCCCUGUCAAAGGUUAACCACCAGCCCCUCCAGCAAAUUCAGUUGCCUCAGAAUACAGCUAACCAGCAAGUACCAAAACAGCAGCAGCAGCCACAGGCACAACCGUUUUUUCCAGCUAUUAAUAAAAUCUCAUCACCAAAGCAAGCAGCUAGUGGCCCUCAGAAUGGUGCUGUAGGUCCCAAAAGCUGCAGAAGACGAUGGGGUCAGACUUUGGUAAAGGCUAUGGAUAGCUGGGAUGACUUGGAUGACACUGAAUUUGGAAUGUCAUGUUCAAAGAAGGCUAGCAUUGCACUGUUAAAAGAAAAGAAAAACAAGGAAUGUCUUUUCAGUGUGCCAGAACCAAAAGCUUCAUGCUAUAUCCAGCCAGGAGAGGAAAAUAAGGUUCUGAUGACAAGUGAUUCUGGAAGAUCAAAUACAUCAGCAAAACAAUACUAUCUAAGACAAUCAAGAUAUCUACCUGGUGUAAACCCUAAGAGCGUCUCUUUAGCAGCAGUCAAUAAAGAAGCAUCGCAUGGAACGUGGAACAACCACUUCUUUUCUAAACCGCUGGCACAUACUGGAGGAGGAGUAACUUUCAACAGAAAUACUACAGAUGAGAACUUAAUUAUACCUAUUGAAAAGCUAUCAUGCAAAGAAAGGUUGAAUGAAAAAUUAGAGGAUCCAAAAGGAAAUCCUGGCUUUGUAAGUGGUGCUACUUACAACCCAUCAGGAGUAUAUAUCCCUUCCUUUCACAAAAAAGAAGUUGGAUCAGCUGGACAACGGAUACAGCUAGCUCCUCUUGGUGCACCUGUAUCAGAUUAUUCCUGGAAAACCAAAGCUGCUCGUGCUCAGUUACCAGGUCCUACUUUCAACUCAGCAGCAAAAAACAUGAGUAUUUUAACUCGCCCACCAACAAUUCAGCCAGUACAUGGAAGAACAGACUGGGUGGCCAAAUAUGGAGGAAACAGGUAGAAAACACCAUCCUUUAUAGAUACUAGAUGAGCUGUGUUCAAUUCUCCUGCACUGGAAACCUGAAAUGCCUAUUUGCUCUAACUUUGCCUAAGACUAUGCAAUAGUAAAGAAGAAAAGAAGACCUUGUGUUCUAUUACCUGUAUAAUACAUGUAAUACCACAUAAAAUACUGGCUAUAAAGUAGGAUUUAUUGAAGUAUUGAGUAACACACAUUGCCAAAACUACCGAGAAGUAGAUUUCACUCGACAUUUUUCUCUAGAUGGAUCUCCUAGCCUCAUACUCUUAAAACAACCGUUACAGUUGUUUGCCCAAUGCAACGUCCACUGUUGGCAUAUGCUUGAAGCACACAAGCAGCUAGAAGCAGGCCUAAAGCAGAGCAGCACCAGGCUUUCAGGUUAUUAGGCUGGUUCCUUACCAGACAGAUGAGAGUGAAAGCACAGAUCAGGCUUUGUGAAGACCACCACGCUCUCCUACAAGGACUUCAGAACUCACUUCUACCUAAGAGUUACCUAGGGUCUGUAAUGUGCAAAUAUUUAUAACAGCAAUGAGAACUUAACUCCUGGUAGUAGGAUAUAAGCAAUCCACUGAUAAAUACUACACAAGGAAGGUCUAAAGACUUGGCCCAUAUAUGGCUAUAGAAUGAUAAAGCAAUAUUGGAUAAUACCUAAACAAGUACUGAAUGCUAGACCUACCUCAUCAAGCUGUAGAGAACCUAAAAAAUUAGAUUCUACUGUUAUAAUUAACUUAUGACCAUUUUUGGUUGAAGAUCUGUGGAGAUUUAUAUCUGUCCUGUCAAGGGAAUGUCACAGUGACAUUUUAAGGAGCCUGAAUUACUGCAGUCUUGUCAGUCAUUUUAAGGGUGAAUUAGCCAGAAAGGCAUAAAUUAUCAGUAAACUUCUGGUUUUACAUGCCUUUAUUGGGUGAUCAAACUUAACUACAGAAGUUGAAUAAGCUACAUGAGGGAGGAUAUUGGGCUGUUCCUCAAAUACAUUGCUUUCUGGUUUAGAUCUUAAAGGCCAAGUUAGGUACCUGAAAACACACACAAACUUUAAUACCUCACUGUCUAUAUGCUCAUUCAGUACUUUCCCUGGCUUUUAUGCCAAGUUUUAUAGUAAUAUUCCGCAAAUGACCUUGCAAUGUACAAUAAAUUGGUUUUAGGAUGUUGAGCUAGGCUACUUCUGUUAACAACUGCAUAUAGAAUAGAUGCUUUAGACUUAGUAGUUACAUUAAACCUGCCAUUUUAAAGUACAAAAUUACUAUGUUCUUUAAAGAUGUAAAGCUGUUAAUAAUUACUUUAAGCAUUGUAAAAAAGAAAUGUAUUUGUAUGGCUUUUAUAACUGCAUAUAAAAAUUUAAAUUCCUGUUGUUGACCUAAUGUGCUGUAAUAUAUGGGUUAUGUUAACUUACUGGAAAUCAAUUUAAUCUACAACAGUUGUACCAAAAAGUCAAGUAUUCUGUUAUGACAAUUGCACCCAAAGAAAACACUAUUUUAAUACUGGAAGAGCUAUACAGGGCUAGGGAUAUCUGGUUAGUAAUGCACUAGAGAGUUUAAUUCAAUUGCCAUUGGUCUAGGCUUAAGUAUUUGUCAUUCCCUUAGUACUAACAGAUGUACCUAUGCUAUUUAAAUGCAUCUUAAUUUAUCCAGAGAAUAUAUCUGUAACUGGCUAGGGCAAUGAAGGACAACCUCAGACUUUCUAUAACAGGCAUAAAUGCACUGGUUUUCUAAUUAAAAAACAUGAGAAAUGAAUCAUUCAUCUAUAGUACAAGAUGCCAGUGACUUAGUUAAAAUCACAGUCUGGUCAAGGAAUUAACUAAUAAUGUGUCCAUAGCUCACGUGUCCGUAAGUCACCUAGAGCAGAAAAAUAAAUAGGUACUAUUUAUGGCACUAAAUAGGGCUAGAAGAAACAUGCUGUCCUUACCACAUGCUAAUGAACAUUGAAAUGGCUUUGAUGUAACCAUAACAGCCUUUACUUGUCCAUAAUCAAAGCAUGACAAGUGUUAAGAUAUUCUUCUUGCAAACAGCAAGAAAAAAAAAGUAAUGAGACUAACAGGCUUUGUACAGUCAUUUUAACUGAUUCAUUGAUACACAUUGAGCUGUUAGUACAGAAAUGCCAUCUAAUGCUUAAGAAAUUUAGUAUAUGCUAAUAAAGUUCCAAGGGAGUAAAAAGUAUAUAAGGCUAAAGCUUUUCUCUCUGCCUUUUGUCUGGAUUACUGUUGUUUCUCCUGAACAUGAGAAAUGGUAUCAGGAGUUCUACCAGCAGUUCUCAAUUCAAGCUACUGCUUUCCAAAGCUCAUGAAACAGCAGCAAGGCUUAACACUUUGGUCUAAGAGUUUAAAAGCUUAUCAGUCCAAUUCCCUUUGCUUUCUAUUGUCUUUAUUCCAUUAAAAGACAAUUGCAGCCCAAAUCCACGAGUUACCUGAUUUGAGACCAGCAUUAUACAAUUAGAAAACUGCUGGAUUGUGGCUGUUCUCAGUUUAUUGCAAGAGAUGCAUUUAUGUUUGCAGCUUACUUCCACAGAAGAUAACUGCUUCAAAAGCAAUGUGAAGAGGUAAAUAACCCACAUGGUAGUUUAAAGAGAAGUGUCUUAAAUGCUAAUGUCUGGCUUAUUAACCUUUUCAAGCUAGAGCAAAGGCAUUCAGACACCUGUCCGCCAACACUGGCUCCACAGCCUGGGAUUAGAUACUUAAAAGGACCAUCUGCUGUCCUGCACACCCCUUGUUUCUACACAGGGAGGUAAGAGGGAAAAGCAAAUAUGGGUGAGCACCUGAAGCUGAACUCUGCAGGAUGAUGAAUAAGGGCUCUAGGAAGGUGCCCCAAGUACAGUUGCCCCUCAAGAGAUCUCACUGCCUGUGCUCAAGCCAGCUCUGACUCAACUUGCAUGGCCUGGGACCAGGCUGCUGAGACCCUUGCCCUUGCCAGAGCUGUGCUGCAGCUGUGUCCAUGCCUGGCCUUGUCCCUGCCGAUCUGGAAUCCAGCCUGCCUGACUUGGCAUCUUGGCUUGACCUCAUCCCUGUGACUUGCCUGGCAACCCACUGCACUGCUGGCAGAGCCUGGCUACCGCUAUCGGACUAGCUCUGCACCUCCUGCUCAGGCAACGCGAGGUCACUGCCCUGCCUAUUUUGCUGCAACAAGGAAGGAGGGAAGGAAGAAAGAUCACAAAAUGUCAUCCUCCUGCUAAGGUACUAGCCUGCUAUUUAGAGAACUCUGAGCAACUGCAGAGUCUCACCAAUCUAGUGGAUCAACCCCACUGUUUCCAUCUCUCCCAGUACCAGCCACCAAAGAAGAAAGGUUGAGGAAAUCGAAGCUCAGGACCUGUGCAGAAAGGGACAUAAGUUAAAUAAGACCAGAAAAGGGAUACAUUACCAUCAAUGCAUAGCUCCCAGGAUUAUUUCUGCACAGCAGGUUUAUAUUUAGAAUGAUUUCAGGCAUCAAGGGAAUCAACUGAGGACAAAGACUGAUCAACUGAGCCCUUUGGUCUUUAAACUUUCAUAGAGCAUUUUUCAAAUCUAAAAUAGAAGAUUCCUCUCAGAAAAAAAAAAAAAACAAACCCCCAAAAAACCAACACAAAACUUACUAAUAUAACACUUGUC